UAGCAGUCUGGGCCGCUGCAACGGCGAGUGCAGCGGAGGCAAGCCCUCGUCGUACUCCGCCCUGGCGCUGCUAAUUCGUGCGCGAACCGGCCCCUCGUCAACUUUGGUUGCUUGCCUCCCUUCUUCGCGGCCAGUGCCGUCGUCGCGACCGGACUUUCGGGCGGCCAGCAGCCCCCGUCGUGCUUCGGAGGUCAAGCGCUUUUUUGAAGGCGUCUGGUCGUCGCGAGCAGACGACGCGCCGCUACGUCGAUCUAUCUCUCUUUCCUGCCUGCGUGAACGUCGACUUGGUGGUGCGGAUGGCGAAAAUGACAGCUGACCCCAUUCAAGCCCCUUGUACGUAGCCGUGGCUGGCCUGCAGCGAUUAACAGUUCCCUAACACCACUUGAUCGAGUGGUGCGUGCGUGUCGCUCAGACCGGCACACCGAUGGGGCCAUGGCGGGCGGAGCAGCACAGCAGCAACGCAGGUGUUCGCUGAGCAAGCUGCGAGGCACUGCGCUGUGUGCCUUCAGCUUUGGCAGCUGGGGCAGUGGCAGUGGCGCUGGGGGUGUCUCGGGGCCCCCCGAACUGCAGCCAUCGCACGGAGGCAGCACCAACCUUCUCAGUGGCAGCUGGGUCUUCUACAGCGGAGGAGCUCCCUCCUCGCCUGUGGCCUCACUGCUACAGCCUGGAAAGGCAGUCGUCACCGUCGAUGCCUCUACCACACAGAUCCUGACGGCCAACAAGGCAGCCUGUGCCCUGUUGGGCGUUUUGAGCACGCAGGUCAGCAGCCGACGUCUGUCGGAAUUCCUAGCCAUGAAGAAGGGCCAGUACGCUCUCACCGAGGCCGACGUCGAUGCUGCCGGGGAGGUGGUUGUCAUAGCUGGCAAAGUGAUGGACCUCAUUGACAGUGAUGGGAAAGUGGUGCCAGUUUCGGUGUGGGUCCGUAAGCUUGAUUCCGACUCUGAGCCACGAUGCCUGGUCGUCAUGGAACCUGUGCAGCGAACGACUGCGGUGGUCACAUUUGACUCUGCCAAGGGGCAGAUAUUAACUGCAGACAAGAGCCUGGCUGCAUUGUGCGGGUAUUCAGAUGGUGCGGAACUUGAAGGAACACUCAUUACGGACAUUAUUCCUUCGCUUCUGCUGCCCACCUGUGAGGAUGGCGUGGUCAAGCUGGUACGCAAGCAGCAAGCAACGGGACGCACGCGAGAUGGCAGCACUUUUCCCCUGAGCAUUCUGCUCGAGCCCGUCUCCCCCGACGAUCAGGGCGACUCGAGCGUAUGCAACAGCCAGGCAGGCACCACCGCAGUCGACAGCAGCCCAGUAGCGCCCGUUGCAAGCGUGUACCGUGGAGUGGUGUGGGUGUUUGCCAACAUCAGCGGCAUGAUCACGGUGCUACCGGACGGCUCGAUACAUUCUUGCAACACAAACUUCUCCCUCAUGCUCUUCGGCUACACCCAGAACCAGCUUCAGGGAAAGCACAUCACUGUUGUGAUACCCACAUUCUAUGAUGACUUUGAGUACCUGGACACGGAUUCAGUUCCACUGCCCCCGUUGGACGACGACGAAGAAGACUCUAGGGCAUGUGCUUUCCUCGAUGAGCGACCUGAUUCAGACACCACAGAGCUGUGCCGGCCACUUAACCCACUUGGGAAACCCUUUUCUCCGAGGGGUGGUGGUCAAAGGCGAAGCCACGGUGGCAGCCGGAGCAGCUCCGUCGCCGGCGACGACCUUCCUCUGCGUUUGCAAGAUCUGAGCAUGACCGGUUCCGUCAUUGGCUCCAUUUCUGGUCGGUCGCUUGGCGUCUUUCAGAGGUCGACAUCAGCAGCCGAACCUUUGGCUCCAGUGCUUGGGCCCUCGGGAGAAGGCCAAGCGUCGAGUGCGUAUGGCGACCUCAACGGCAAUAACGUAGCAUCAUCCUCGGUAGACAGCCCGAGAAGAAUUCCUGGCUCAAGGCUGAAGAGCUCGCUGAGUGCUGAUGUCCUAGGCAGCCCAUUGCUUCGUGGCGAAGGUGAUGUCUCUGUUCUGACUUCGGCUGCCAAGAGCAAUCAGCAGCAGCAGCCGCCGCAACAGCAGCAACGCUUUGGUGCAACCGUAGAAGAUGAAAGUUCGCUAACUACAACACGCUCCCUGAAGGACCUUGCUGAAGAGGAGGAAGAGGCUGAGAAUGACUUGCUGCCAUUGGGCGAAACGAAGAUGCCGACAUCAGACAGCUUCCACUCUACGUCGACGAUGACAUCGAGCACAAUGCACAGUUCUGAGGAGAACACUCAGGAAGCGUCAUUCAGGCGCCACGACUCUCAUCCGUCCACAGCGUCUGGUGCCGACGGAGAAGAAGCUGCCAACGAACGUGCCUUCCAGGCAGAGCUAAAAACCUUCCGCAGCUGUGAUUCACUCCUCAGUAUUGCUGAGGGAUCUUACACGGGCCUUGGCAGGCAUCGAGAUGGCUCCCAUAUUGCCAUUGUGUACCAAAUCAGGAGGGUGGACCUGGAGGAAGGCUCAUCAAUCUACUGCCUCUGGGUGUCACGUGACCUCGAGGUGGACAGUUGCCCACCACAAUACCCUACUCCAUCCUCUCCACUUCGAUCCUUGACGCUCGGCUCAGUCAGCUCCGACACAGAGGCCUCUCGAGAGGACAUCAGUGAUCAUAUGGAGCACAAAGGCUCUGCCCAGCAUGAGGAGACUGCCGAGUCUGAGUACACAAGUGGACUUUAUGCUGAGCAUUACACAACCUUGCAGCAGAUCGGCAAGGGUGCUUAUGGAUGUGUCAAGAUGGCAUACCGCAACUCAGACCGCCUCCUUGUGAUCACCAAAUUCAUCCGUAAGAGCAAAGUAUAUGAAGAGAGCUGGGUGCACGACCAGAUGAUGGGGAGAGUGGUGCCCCUGGAAGUGAGCCUGCUUACAACGCUCAGCCACCCCAACAUUGUGCGGGUGUUGGACGUCUUCGAGAACAGCUCCCACUUCCAGAUGGUCAUGGAACGCCACGGGGCUGGCAUGGACCUUUUCGAGUUCAUUGACAGGGCACCUUGCCUUGAUGAGCCUCUCGCCUCGUACAUCUUCAGACAGGUGGUGAGUGCCCUGUCGUAUCUGCAUGGUCUGCACAUUCUUCAUCGUGACGUCAAGGAUGAAAAUAUCAUCAUCAACGAGCACUUCAAUGUGAAGCUCAUCGACUUUGGUUCUGCAGCGUUCAUGGCUCCUGACCGUCACUUUACCACAUUCUGUGGCACUGUGGAGUACUGCAGUCCUGAGGUCUUGCAGGGCAACCCAUAUGCAGGGCCCGAACUGGAGAUGUGGGCGUUGGGUGUGACAUUGUACACACUCAUAUUCGGGGAGAACCCUUUCUUUGACGUGGAGGAAACAAUCGCAGCAAUGCUCAAGCCACCCUAUGCAACUUCCAGAGAUCUUUGGGAGCUGAUUUCACGGCUCCUUCAUCCUGAACCGCGACAGCGCUGCACUCUGGCUGAGGCAGAACGCCACCCAUGGACUACCCAGCCUGUCUGCCCUGAGAGCUACCGCUUUGAGGACGUCGUCCAUGCCACCCCUGAGGAGAUAAACCCGUCCAAGUACUUCCAUCAAGACAGCCCGAUAUAUUUCAGCUGCAGCCUCUACGACCUUAGCAAAAGCGACGGUCCAUCUUCACGACACCGGAGCCUCAGCUGCGCCAGUUCCGUGACUGGCCAUGCGCACUCCCGUUGCUCCUCAACUCAUGAACAAGCUACAGCAUCUGCUGCCGCCCCAACACCCAGUGUGAUCUCGCUUGCUGGGCCAUGUGAGACGGCUGGCUCGGUAAUUGCCUCUGAAACAGCAGCUUACAGCACUGAAGACAUUUCAAGGGGACUGGAAGCCUGCUCUUAAGUUGCUUGUGUCAGGUGCCGAAAAAUGAUGCAUGGAAUACGAGUCAGCCUGCUUGCUACUUUAAAUUGAUCAUUUAGUUUACUUGCAAGAACUGACAGUUUCGUGCAGAGAGGCCAGCAUUGUCGUUGCUGCAGGAGCGACAUCUCCUAAUGGCAUCAGAGGACUGGAGGCAUGCUUUUGAGUUACCUGUAGGGCAUUCUGGAGAACAUUCGUUAAAUACUAGUGUUAUAAAUUCAUCUAUUGGUGCUGAUGCAUCUGCAAAGCUGAUUCUCAGUGGCACAUAGCCUGUGCAGCUGCUGGGACAGCUACUGCAUAGCUUCAAAAUGCCUUCUUAGUUGUAUUUCUGUGUCCUCCCUUUAUUUCAAACAAUCUUGAAAAAUGUGGAUAGCUUUUUUUACACAUCAUUGACUUAAAAAUUCACUGGCAUGUUUUUGUUGGUUUGUGCAUCUUUCAUGAGGCUCCCGAUUUGGUUUUAAUGAGAUUGCUUAAUCCAAGACAGCAGCAUUUCUUAAAAAUGUGCUGCACCCUUUGAUGUAAUAUUGUACCUCUAUGCUCACAGAAUAGAACGCAGCUGUGAAAUUGGAACACUUCAUUAGGGCAAUUACUCAAAAGUACCACAUCACGUUCCUGCAUAUGUUCCUGUAUAUCUGGUUGCUUAGGUGAUGCAGACAUAGAUCUAAAAGUAUAUGAGCUAAAAAUUAUGUCCAUGUUAUGCAAAGUACUGACUGUAAAUGACAGUCACCGCAUCAGUUAGCCCUAAAUUUACUUAUUUUAUUCUGUCAGCACCGUGUAUUAGAUUGGUUGACAUGUUUAGAUUCUGUUCUUCUAGUUCAGACCUAGUUGUGUUAAAAUUUUUUUCGGUCACACUGCAGCAGCGAAAUUGCGUAGCAAAGCCAAGCCUAUCAACUCUGACAAGAGCUAGAAGUUUUCAUACUUAAUUGUUACAAAAGGCUUGAAGCAUUGUCAAGCAAAUGUGAACUUGGAGAGUGUAGACGUCUGUGUUUUAAAUACUAGAGAAUGAGGCAGCUUGCCUACCAGGCAGCUGUAAUCAAUCUGCUGUUUGCGUAUCUCCCGACCGAACCUUGGCAUGCGAGUUUGUAGACAUUUCCAACUUUGUGCCAUUCGUCAGAACAUGCAACCAGGUAUCCGGUGCUUCUGUUUAGAAUUGCAAAAUGUGGAUGUUGGAAUGCACUGAAUUUUGUUUUCAGUUACGCUCUUCUUUUUCCGAGCUUUGUCUCAUAAAUUGAAUAUUUGUUCAACGUUAUACCACACUACACAAAAGUGAUGAUGCUACAGGUUUACUAUAUAAAUUUGGAGCAGCAUGAUUAGGUUCUAGAGACACGCCCAUCGGUAGUCAAGUGCUCUUUCUUCAUCCUAGUUGCACUCAAUACAAUACAAUGCCUAUUCCUUUGCUUUACAAUUUUCUGAAAAGUAAAUGCAAGGAAGAGAUAAAAUGUGGACCAAUCCAGACAGUUCAUCAUUUUAAUGGGUGCAGCAGUUGUUUUGAAAGUCCAGAAAGUUUACUUGUGACUUUCAUGUUCUUUACAUAAGUGACUGUAGGUGUUAGCCACACUGACACGUCCAUUCCAGGCUGAAGUCUAUACAAGCCUUGGUAUUGUUGCAAGUCAAAUUGAAUGCUUCUGCUUAUUUUUUAACAGGUUCGUGGAAAGAAAUAGUGUCUAAGUAUUUGUUGUGACGAAUUGUAAGCUAGCUAGUCGUUGACGAGGCACAAGAAGUUUAUCUUGUGAUAAGCACGGGCAAGUUGGACGGAAGUGUGUACAUAUCAGACAGCAGGUCCUUUGACUGCGAUGCUUAUUUUUGCUAGAUGGGUAGCCUAUAACUUUAGCAUUCCAAGUUAUUCCUUUUUUUUUUAGUGCUUCAUGGCCACAUAAUAUGGAGCAUUCAAUCAACACUCAAGUGUUGGACUACAUCAUAGGGUGCAUCUGCUUUGCACGUCAAAUACCGAUUCUUUUACUCUUUCAUCAUGCAAUUCUACACUUUAAGGUAUGCAUUCCUGCAUUUAGAUUUUCUGUGUGUGGCAAAAGUCUGCAAAUAUAUUUUAAAGCUCAGUUUUAGUAUAAUAGUUUGGCAUUCAAACAUAGCUUAGUUUCUGAAAACAAUAGUGUCGUGGCAUUUUUUGAAUCUUGAAAAUGUUGGCUGGUUAGGCAGCUCUUCAUUAUUUAGGUGAAGCUAGUUGCACAAGCAUAAGAGCAGCUUGCUUUUGCCUUCUUCUUGUAGCUGUGCUAGGUAGCUCGAAACAUGCUGAGGUCCACUGACGACACACCCUUGGUUGACACAUGGCAUUUCAAGUGACAAAAAGAUGUAACAUUGACAACUGAUCUUCAGCGAUAUAAACUUCUUUUAAAAAGCAGCUAUCCUGUACCAAAAUUGGCUGCGACAGCUGCUCGCAUUUUCACUUCACUUAUUUCCUGUUGUUUGAACCUGACUGUGGCAAAACAUUCCAUGUUUAUUCAGUCUCUGCAACCAGGCAUCCCCCACCCCUUACUUUUCUUUUAGUGGUUUCCUAGUUGAACCACUUGACACACACAUCAGGGCUGCUGUGAAUAAUGAAAUACCAGAUUCUGAAUGCAGUAAGUGAAGACAGUUGGAAAAAUUGCAUGCGUUCAAGCGUGCAUACGGUUUUAUGUUCCUUUCCUGUUUGACAUGGUCGCCGUAAGAAAAAGUGUAUUUUAAUGUAAGGAUUAUCAUUGAGGCAAAGAGUGUGGUAAAGUCCUGUUUGAGACUUGUACAUAUGUACGUACCGCGUGUAUUUAUUACUAUAAAUAAACACUAUAUUGUCAGAGCUCAGA
Molecule: messenger RNA, 6641 nt
Organism: Rhipicephalus microplus (southern cattle tick)
Lineage: Eukaryota; Metazoa; Arthropoda; Arachnida; Ixodida; Ixodidae
Gene: Pask
Product: PAS domain containing serine/threonine kinase
Biological process (GO): negative regulation of glycogen biosynthetic process; protein phosphorylation; intracellular signal transduction
Cellular component (GO): cytoplasm; cytosol; nucleus
Molecular function (GO): ATP binding; protein serine/threonine kinase activity
Source: RefSeq, a predicted model, not a curated record